AGUUGGCCUCGGCAUAAAAUCGACUUGCCUGAUCGCAUAAAUAACUCGCUGCGAGUAGAAAUAUGCUCACCUACGCCACAAGGUCAGCCCUGCUCCUGAGGCCGCUCAUUCAGAGCACCAGAGCAACGGCUCGAGCUCUCUCAGCCACCCCUUACCUGGACCGCACGCAGCAGGGCCCGGUGUGGCCCACAUUAACACAAAAACCGGACGAGAAAACCCUGGAGAAGGACGGCAAGGGCGUCUGCGCCUGGCUCGGCUCCGCGAGCUCGAAACCGGCGGACCUUGACGCACAGCUCGCCGCGCGCGUCUACGACCUCUACCUGCCCGUCUACUACUGGUGCAAAGACGUCGUGGAGAAGAACCCCACCAAACCGACGGUCAUCUUCAUGAGCGCGCCGCAAGGCUGCGGGAAGACGACGAUCUGCGACGCUUUGGUCGAGCGCUUCGCGGCCGACGGCAAGCAGUGCGCCGCUCUGUCGUACGACGACUUCUACCUGACGCACGCGGAACAGAACGAGGUCGCGAAGACCCACGAGCACAACCGGCUCCUGGAGUUAAGGGGCAACGGCGGCACGCACGACCUCCAGCUCUUCGACGACGUGCUGACCUGUGUGGAAAUCAAAUUUCUCGCGGCGCGUCUCCACGCCAUCGACGCGACGCCUGCUCGAUAGCGUGGCGAUGUCGGUUCUUCACCGCUCGACGGAGCUAGCACGGCCGCGCCAUCACCGAGAAAUGACUUAGUGAAGAAUUGUCGGGUGCACCCGACGCACUGGUUGAUUCGUGCUGAAUCGUCGCGUCGACCUCCACGCCAUCGACGCGACGCCUGCUCGAUGGCGUGGCGGUUUGGGUCUCUCACCGCUCGACCGAGCCAGCACGGCAGCCUCAUCGCCGAGAAACGACUUCGUGAAGAAUUGUCGGGUGCACCCGAUACACUGGUUGAUUUCCACACAGGUCCUGACCGCCCUGAAACGCGACGGCAAGGCGAAGGCGCCGCGCUACGACAAGACGGCCUUCGGCGGCUUCGGCGACCGCGCCGGGCUCGUGGACGUCGAGGGCGCGGACGUCGUGCUGGUUGAGGGUUGGAUGGCGGGGUUCAAGCCCGUAGCGUCCCGCGUCGACGCGUCGACGGCGCCGAGGGGGUCACGGUCGCAUCGACGGAGCCGAGGGGGUCACGGUCGCAUCGACGCAGGUCGGCGCCGCCGCCGCGACGGCAGUCGACGUGGACCUUGGCGCCGUCGACGCGUGCCUGGGCGCCUACGCGCGGUGGGACGCGCACGCCGACGCGUGGCUCGUCGUCGCGAUCGAUUCGCCGGCGGACACGGUCUACGGCUGGCGCCGCGAGGCCGAGCGCCGCGCGGGCGGCGGCCUGAGCGACGAGCAGGUCCGGGACUUCGUCGGGCGCUUCCUGCCUUCUUAUGAAGCGUAUUGCCCGGCAUUAUACGCGGCGGCGGCGGGCAGUGGCGUCGACGCGAAGCCCACGCUGCGGCUCGACGUCGACACGACGCGGUCCCCCGUCGGCGCGGUGCGCGGCGGCUAGCCUAGUGUUGUGCUUAACUCUAUUGUCCAU
Molecule: messenger RNA, 1567 nt
Organism: Pelagomonas calceolata
Lineage: Eukaryota; Pelagophyceae; Pelagomonadales; Pelagomonadaceae
Source: the annotation of a GenBank genome assembly